GACUUCUCGCUGCGAGGAACGAAUCGAAAGUUUCUUCUGCCAAGGAGAAGGGAGAGGGAGAGAGGGAGAAGAAGACCAAACGUCUCCAGAGAUGGCGGGUCACGAACAAGUCGGUGUCGGCGAUUUUGUCCUUUUGGACCAAAUAACCAUUGAAAAUUUUAUGCACAACCUGCAAAUUAGAUUUAAUGCAGGCAAAAUUUAUACUUACAUAGGUGAAGUAUGUGUGUCUGUAAAUCCUUACCGUACAACAAACAUCUACGGACCGGAACAGAUUUCCCAAUACAAAGGCCGUGAGUUAUUUGAGAACCCUCCUCAUAUAUUUGCUAUUGCGGAUGCUGCUCACAAGCAAAUGAAGCAACAAGGCCGAGACACCUGCAUUGUUAUCAGUGGUGAAUCAGGCAGUGGAAAAACUGAAGCAUCUAAGAUUAUUAUGAAAUAUAUUGCAGCUGUCACCAAUGUGGGUGGUCAGAAAGAGAUUGAGAGAGUUAAAGAUGUUCUACUGCAGUCCAAUGCUAUCCUUGAAGGGUUUGGGAAUGCAAAAACAAAUCGAAAUGACAACUCAUCCCGUUUUGGAAAAUAUAUGGACAUAAACUUUGAUUUCAAAGGUGAUCCCCUCGGUGGACAUAUUAAUAAUUAUCUUUUAGAAAAGUCUAGAGUUGUUGUACAACAACCUGGAGAAAGAAACUUCCAUAGUUUUUACCAACUACUAAGUGGUUGCAAUGAAAAUGAUUUGAAAAACCUCCAACUGAGUCGUGAUCCAGCAAAAUAUGUUUACACUCAGCAUAGUGGGACAAGGGUUGGAAGUGAAGAUCGUACUGAUCACAGAGCAACACAGUCUGCUUUCCGCACACUUGGCUUUACUGAUGAUGAAGUGGAUACAGUUUGGAGAAUAGUGGCGGCAAUUUUGCAUCUGGGUAAUCUUAAAUUUGCCUCAUCUGAUGACUCCACUGACAUUGCUACCAAGAAAGAACUGGACAUUGUUGCAAAGCUACUCUGUCUCAGAGCAAGUGACCUAAAGGCUGCCUUAACUGAGAGAGUUAUUGCUGCGCGUGGGGAAGUGAUGCAGAAGACACACACCACAAAUCAGGCAGAAACUGGCAGAGAUGCCUUGGCUAAGGCUGUGUAUGAAAGAUUGUUCCAAUGGAUUGUGAAGAGAAUUAACACUGCUAUUAAUGUUGAUGAAAAGCUUGUAUACCACCGAUUUAAAGGCACUGUCAUUGGUGUACUUGAUAUUUAUGGAUUUGAAGUUUUUGAUGCCAACGGGUUUGAACAAUUUUGUAUCAAUUACUGCAAUGAAAAAUUACAACAGCUUUUUAUUGAGUUGGUAUUGAAGCAAGAACAGGAGGAGUACAAGAAUGAGGGUAUUGAAUGGACCAAUAUUGAUUAUUUCAAUAACCAGGUUAUUUGUGAACUUGUGGAGAAACCACACAAUGGUGUUCUGGCAGUUCUUGAUGAAGCAUGCUUAAAUGUUGGAAAAGUAACUGAUGAAAUGAUUGUAGAGGCUUUUGAUAACAAACUCAAAGGAAAUGCUCAUUAUUCAAGCCGUCAAAUUGUUCCAAGUGACAAGACUUUGAAGCACAAAGAGGAGUUCAAAAUUCGGCACUAUGCUGGAGAUGUAAAAUAUGGUAUCACUGGCUUUCUGGAAAAGAAUAAGGAUACAGUUUUUCAAGAUUUUAAACGGUUACUUUAUAAUUCAUCUGAUAAAAAUAUCAGUUCUAUGUGGCCAGAAGGUGCUGAAGACAUAACAAAGACUACUAAAAGGCCCAUGACAGCUGGUGCAUUGUUCAAAGCAUCAAUGAUUGCACUUGUUAAGAACUUAACAAGUAAAGUUCCUUUUUAUGUCCGCUGUAUUAAACCAAAUGAACUGAAGUCUCCAGUAGCAUUUGAUGCUGAAAGAGUUCAGCAUCAGGUUUCUUACCUAGGACUUGUUGAAAACACUAGAGUUAGAAGGGCUGGAUUUGUGCAUCGUGUCAGCUAUGAUCGUUUCUUGAAACGGUACAAAAUGAUUUCCAAGUAUACAUGGCCUAACUUCAAGGGAGGCUCCCAGAAAGAAGGGACCAAAGUUCUCAUAAAUGAAAGGGGCUUUGCUAAUGAUGUCAAAUAUGGCCAUACUAAGCUAUUCAUUAGAACUCCAGCUACCCUGUUUUCUCUCGAAAAUGCUCGAGCUGAAUUGAUACCAAGCAUUGUAGUACUACUUCAGAAAGUAUGGAGAGGUACUCUAGCACGCAUGCAGUACCGUAAAAUGAAGGCUGCUCUUGUCAUCAUGAGGUACUAUCAUGCCUACAAGUUGCGUUCCUAUAUUUCGCAACUCGCUUCCAGUUUUAAAGGAGCCAAACAUAUGAGAGAUUACGGAAAAAGUAUCCAGUGGCCUGUGAUGAGUGUUGCCAUUCGUCCUACAUACCCCAAGCUGCGUGCCAUGUUUGAGCGAUGGUGGGCGUGGAUGAUCCUACAUAAAGUGCCUCGGCAAGAUUGGGCACAGUUAAGGCUGAAAGUGGCUGCUGCUUCUGCCCUUAAAAAUCAGAGAAGACUAUAUGGACAGGAGCGUAGUUGGGAUGGUGACUAUCUUUCAAAGCCUGAUGAGAAUGCAAAUUCUGAUCUCUUCAAGUCUAGUGUGAAUAAUAUUAAGAAUUCUGAAAGACUAAGAAUGGUCAUGUUUUCUUCAUUUGUUCGGAAAGUCAAUAGAUUCAAUAAAAUUGCACAAAGAGUCCUCCUUGUAAGUGACUCGCAUAUUUACAAGCUUGACCCAGAAAAGAGAUUUAAGCCAAUGAAAAGGGGGUGGCCCAUAUCAGAGGUUACAGGACUCAGUUUAACUCCUGGCCAAGACCAGCUCAUUGUCAUUCAUUCUAGUAAAGACAAUGACCUAGUCAUUUCUCUGGAACCACAAUCUAGAUCCCAGUCAAGAGAGGAUCGUAUUGGAGAACUUGUAGGAGUAUUGUGUUCUAGAUAUUCACAGCUGCGAAAUGGAGAAGACCUGCGAGUUAAUGUUGCCCCCAAAUUCCCAAUCAUGUUGGGCAAAAAGAAACGGUCUUUGAUUGUAGAAACAUCUCCUAAUAUCACCGAACCAGGAUUCCGUGCUGAAAAGAGUGGGACAAUUGUCUACACUCUGCCCUCUUCAUUUGCAGUGCCACAACGGCAAGCACCACCUCCACCUCCCACCCGCUAGGCAAACUUGUGUAAGCCACUGCAACUGUUAACGACCUUGUUAAUUAUUUUUUAUUUCUGCUUACAUUAUGAAUGUAGGCAACUAGUAAUUCUAUUUACACUGGUUUCAUCCAGGUUUGUGCUUUUAGUUGGUGUUUUCACCUUUUUUUUUUACAUUAGUUUUAGCAUUUCUUUCAUUGUUUUUCUAUGAAUGAAUAUUUUAUAACACCAAUACAUUUGACUUAUGGAAGUCUGAAGGCUAAAAUGUAUUAGUAUCAAGUAUCAGUUUUGCAGAAUUUUUAACAAAUUUUGAUUAUUUUUUAUUCUUUUUGGAGAGAUGCAAAAUAUUUUAUUGCAAGUGAAUGUGGAUCAUUUUGGGUCCACCUUUAUUUCCUCUUAGAACGUUUCUCCUAAAAUACUGAUAUUUUAAGUCUGUUUCUAGUCUUUCUGUACUUUCAUGUUUGAUUUUGGUAUGCUGUGUUUAUUUUACUAUCAUAAAUUGUGUGCUAAUAUUUGUUUCUAAGGUGUAUUAAAGGUAGUAUGUUAUGGUUAUUUCCCUCCUUAAUAUUGCUAUUGUACUACCUAUUAGUUACCAAAGUUUGUUGAAUGAAUUUUCUUUUAGUUGCCUUAUAGUUGCUGUGUAUUGAAAAAAGUAUUCCUAUUUAAUUGUCCUCAUAUAAGACACAUCAUCUUAUAUUCUCAAUUGACACCUUUCACUUCCUGAAGUGCACUGAUUCCCAUUUUAGCUUUUAAGUACAUUGUCUGUGGAGCUCUCAUCUAAAAAUGCCAUUAUGUAUUUAAUAAGAGUGUAUUUCUUGUAUAUCAUGUCAUGACUUUCAUAGUUUUUGAACAAUGUGUGAAUUUAAUCCUGAGGAGCUUUAACUCUCUGUUAGCUUGAUCAGUAUACCGUAACAUCAAAAUCGAUCUGUAUCAAAUCCUAUGGACAUUUUAAUACCUCUCACUUUGUAUUAUAACAAAAACCUUCCGUUGUGAAAACAUUGCCGCACCAAUCAUUAAUCUCAAAGUCAAUUACGAAGCUAUUUUCUAAUCUAAUCCCUACAAAGACAAUAUUGAGUAAGCAUUUACUGUUGAUGAGUUUUGACCGUCUUUAUAGACCAUAUUCACCCUUGUUUCAAACAAGAAACGUUGGUGCUGCACUAUUUAUUUAUUUUUGCACUUUGUAAGCAAAAUAUCUGUGAUUUUUUAUUACCUCUUUGGGGAGAGUUCUAUUUUGUAGUUCCUGGAGAUGCAAAUAUUAUCAAUAGUCCGAAGUGUCUCUUAAGUCAAGAUUAAGUAAAAUUAUAUUCUUAA
This is a messenger RNA of Frankliniella occidentalis (western flower thrips), 4452 nucleotides long. RefSeq names its product unconventional myosin ID (gene Myo31DF). The record is from RefSeq and is a predicted model, not a curated record. The coding region runs from base 92 to 3163 and encodes 1023 amino acids. Gene Ontology annotation, biological process: vesicle transport along actin filament; actin filament organization. NCBI's taxonomy places the organism in Eukaryota, Metazoa, Arthropoda, Insecta, Thysanoptera, Thripidae. Gene Ontology annotation, cellular component: cytoplasm; plasma membrane; myosin complex. The transcript has 15 exons. Gene Ontology annotation, molecular function: actin filament binding; ATP binding; microfilament motor activity.